Messenger RNA from Diuraphis noxia (Russian wheat aphid), 1318 nucleotides. Its product is annotated as H(+)/Cl(-) exchange transporter 7-like. The record is from RefSeq and is a predicted model, not a curated record. Gene Ontology annotation, biological process: chloride transport; transmembrane transport. NCBI's taxonomy places the organism in Eukaryota, Metazoa, Arthropoda, Insecta, Hemiptera, Aphididae. Gene Ontology annotation, molecular function: chloride transmembrane transporter activity. Gene Ontology annotation, cellular component: intracellular membrane-bounded organelle; lysosomal membrane.
GUAGGGUUGACUUGAACGGAAUAAUGCAAUCGAUAACUAUGGAUUCACUACGCAUGUUAUAAAUUAUAAUUGGCAUAAGUCAAAAUUCAUGAGCGGAGUUGGAUGCAUCUAUCACAAUCGUGAGGAAUCCAGCCUGUCAACAGUUAGUAACGCAUCUGCAGUGAAUUCGAAACCUAGAUCGCACUCAAUAAAUUACGUAUCAUCGGAAUAUGAAAGUUUAGAUUACGAUCAUUACGAAAGUGAAMUUACCGUUAGAGAAGAAAAAUUAAACGGUUAUAAGACAGUAGUGGCGAGUAAUGUGAUUAGAUGGCUUAUUUAUUUUUCAAUUGCCAUAUGCAUUGCAGCAGUCGGAAUUUUUAUUGAUACUGUAAUUGAAUAUUUCUGUGAUUGGAAGUUUCAAUUGAUACGAUAUUGUAUUGAUGUUAAGUACUCGACGGUAGAGUGUCUGAUUAUUUGGAUACUUUUCACCGUCAUCCCUACGACUGUUGGAUGCUGUGUAGUGCUAUUUAUGGAGCCUUCUGCUGCUGGAAGUGGUAUUCCAUUUGUAAUAUCUUAUUUAAACGGAAUUCGUAUACCGAGAAUGACGGCCGUUCGAUGUUUAUUGGUAAAAGUAAUAAGUGUGGUGUGCGUCUGCAUAGCAGGUCUUGGUGGAGGAAAGGAAGGACCAUUGAUUCACAUUGGUGCAAUGGUUGGUGGUUCAGUCGUUGAAGCUUGGUGGAAAGGUCUAAGAAACGGCCCUGGUCGGAAAAUCAUUGGACCCUUACAAAAUGAUCGAGAAAGGAGAGACAUGAUGGCAGCAGGUGCUGCUGCAGGAUUAUCCGCCGCUUUUGGAUCGCCUGUAGGAGGAACAUUAAUGAGUCUUGAAGAAGGAACAAGUUUUUGGAGCUCAAGUCUCAUGUGGAAAGUAUUUUUCUGUGCAGCAAUUGCUUUUCCAACAUAUAACGCUGGUAAAAACGUACUGUUUACUAAUAAUACAAAUCCAUCAGAAUCUGUUCACAGCAAAAGUAUUUACUUUUUUGGGAAGUUUAAUGAAAAUACAAUUUAUUUUUCUUAUUCAGAAUUCCCCAUUUUUAUUAUAUUUGGGAUAUUCGGUGGUUUACUUGGAGCUUUAUUCGUCAAUAUUAAUUAUCGUUUAUCCAUUUUUAGAAUGAAACACAUUAUAUCCAAUAGAAAAAAACUUCUGGAAUCAGUAUUCGUCGCAGUGUUUGUUGCAAUAAUUAAUUUAACAUCCAUGAUUUUGUUUAGCAACUGCCAAACAAAACUAGAGAUAAGCUCGUCGAAUGUAGUACAAGUAAGAAUUAUGGUAAAAAUAAUCUAA